Molecule: messenger RNA, 2158 nt
Organism: Nelumbo nucifera (sacred lotus)
Lineage: Eukaryota; Viridiplantae; Streptophyta; Magnoliopsida; Proteales; Nelumbonaceae
Product: protein NRT1/ PTR FAMILY 8.1-like
Biological process (GO): oligopeptide transport; transmembrane transport
Cellular component (GO): membrane
Molecular function (GO): transmembrane transporter activity
Source: RefSeq, a predicted model, not a curated record
GUUGCUCCAUGCAGCACAAGUGGAAAGAAAACUCUGCGUUUAUUGAAGAGCGUAUUACCCAAAUUGGGUAGGACUCUUUCUUCAACCCCAGUAGCUUCCCCACAGUCUCCUGUGAUAAGGGUUUUGAGGGUUGUUGGAUCAAAGCCCUCCUUUUGCUUUUGGUUAAAUGUUGUAGGUGACUAGACAAAUAAGGUAAAAGAUAAGCAGAAAACUGCAUGCUAUAUCAUCGCCUGUGAAUAACCAUGGCAGAAGAUGAUAUAUACACAAAGGAUGGCUCAACAGAUAUCCAUAAAAAACCUGCCAUUAGGAGGACUACUGGAAACUGGAAGGCUUGCUUCUUCAUUCUUGGAAAUGAAUGCUGUGAAAGGUUGGCAUAUUAUGGGAUGAGCACCAAUCUGGUGAACUAUCUUCAGAUUCGUCUCAACCAGAGUAAUGUUACUGCAUCAAAUAAUGUUACAAAUUGGGCAGGAACCUGCUAUAUUACACCAUUGGUUGGGGCCUUUUUGGCGGAUGCCUACUUGGGAAGAUACUGGACAAUUGCUAGUUUCUCCAUCAUCUAUUUUCUUGGCAUGACACUACUAACACUGUCAGCAUCUGUCCCUGGACUAAAGCCAUCCUGUGAUGGCAUGGUUUGCCACCCAACAGGAUCACAAAGUGUCAUUUGCUUUUUAGCACUUUACCUCAUUGCUCUUGGGACGGGUGGAAUUAAGCCCUGUGUUUCAUCCUUUGGUGCGGAUCAGUUUGAUGAAAAUGACGAAGAUGAGAAGAAAAAGAAGAGCUCCUUCUUCAACUUCUUUUACUUCUCAAUCAACAUUGGGGCUCUUAUUGCUUCAUCAGUUCUGGUUUGGAUACAGAUGAAUGUAGGCUGGGGCUGGGGAUUUGGCAUCCCUGCAGUUGCAAUGGCUAUUGCAGUUAUGAGUUUCUUCUCUGGCACACGUCUAUACCGACACCAGAAUCCUGGAGGGAGCGCUCUGACCCGGAUUUGCCAGGUACUUGUUGCAUCCUUCAGGAAAAUAAAGGAAAAAAUUCCUGAUGAUGGAAAUCUUCUCUAUGAGACUACUGGUGCUGAGUCAGCCAUUAUAGGAAGUCGCAAACUUGAUCACACAAAAGGGAUGAGGUUCCUAGACAAGGCUGCUGUGGAGACUCAAACAGAUAAAAUCAAAGCCUCUGUGGAUCCAUGGAGACUCUGCACUGUGACCCAAGUAGAGGAAUUGAAGUCCAUCAUACGGUUGCUCCCAAUAUGGGCUAGCGGUAUUGCCUUCUCAACUGUGUAUAGCCAGAUAAGCACCAUGUUUGUUUUACAAGGUAACACCAUGGAUCCACACAUGGGUCCCCACUUCCAGAUCCCGUCAGCAUCCCUCUCCAUUUUUGACACCAUCAGUGUGACCUUCUGGACCCCAAUCUAUGAUCGUAUUAUUGUGCCACUUGCGAGAAAGCAUACAAGCCAUAAAAAUGGCUUCACACAGCUUCAAAGAAUGGGAAUUGGUUUAGUUAUCUCCAUCUUUGCCAUGUUAGCUGCUGGCAUUCUGGAAGUUGUGAGGCUGAAUAUGGUAAAGAAGCACAACUACUACGAUAACCAGUUCUUGCCUAUGUCAAUCUUUUGGCAGAUCCCACAGUACUUCCUCAUUGGAUGUGCAGAGGUAUUUACCUUCAUUGGACAGUUGGAGUUCUUCUACGAUCAGGCGCCCGAUGCCAUGCGGAGCAUGUCCUCUGCUCUGUCACUCACGACUGUUGCAGUGGGAAAUUACCUAAGUACUCUGCUUGUUACCAUCAUCACUAAAGUGACCACUAGGAAUGGUAAGGUUGGCUGGAUUCCAGACAAUUUGAACAGAGGCCACCUGGACUACUUCUAUUGGCUCUUGGCAGUGCUUAGCGUGAUUAACUUUGUGGUAUAUCUGUGGAUUGCAAACGGGUUCAAAUAUAAGAGAGUUGUAGGGGUUCCAAGUUGAUGGGUGUAUCUCAAGUCUUGACCCAACCAAUGGUAGGGGUGUCAGAGUUGGUAUAUAGAUAUAUUUAUUUUCUGGUUGAAAGUUAGCUUAGCAUUUUAGCCAUAAUUGUGCUUGUCCAGUUCUCAAAUUUCUGUUGAAUGCUUUGGGGGUUCAAAUGCAUGUGAAUUUGUUAGGGAAAACCUGUUAAAUUUUUAGUCCUGACUGAAGUG